Messenger RNA from Oncorhynchus tshawytscha (Chinook salmon), 1508 nucleotides. RefSeq names its product globoside alpha-1,3-N-acetylgalactosaminyltransferase 1-like. Gene Ontology annotation, biological process: carbohydrate metabolic process. Gene Ontology annotation, molecular function: hexosyltransferase activity. The record is from RefSeq and is a predicted model, not a curated record. Gene Ontology annotation, cellular component: membrane; Golgi apparatus; vesicle. NCBI's taxonomy places the organism in Eukaryota, Metazoa, Chordata, Actinopteri, Salmoniformes, Salmonidae.
GUAUGUUCACUACAGCUUCUUCAAUGAAAGGCUCAAUGGGGUUUGGUUUGACUCUUCCAACAGAGAUAUCCCAGUUGAUGAGGACCAGAGGAACACCAGUCUGAGUAAAUCCAUAUUCAGGAGCAGAGAACAGAACAUCAUCUCUCCAGAAAGGCUAUUGUACAAGCAGCCCAGUGUCUUGGUGGGUCGUACUGAUGUGGUGGCAGUCACCCCAUGGUUGGCACCCAUCGUCUGGGAAGGAACCUUUGACCCUGACCUCGUCGACACAAUCUACAAGUCCAUGAACAUCACCAUAGCAACCACAGUGUUUGCCGUUGGAAAAUACGUCCGCUUUCUCCGAGAUUUCCUGGAGACAGCAGAGAAGCACUUCAUGGUCGACUUCAACGUGCGCUACUACGUUUUCACAGAUCGUCCCGAUGAUGUUCCAUCAGUGAACCUGUCUCAGGGGAGACAUUUAAGUGUGAUCCAGGUGCCAGGUUCAAACCGCUGGCAGGAGAUAUCAGCCCGGAGGAUGGAGAUCAUCCAGACAGCCAUCGAACGUCAGAUCAGCAGGGAGGCUGACUACAUCUUCUGUCUGGACGUGGACAGCAAGUUCCACGCUCGCUGGGGAGCCGAGUCUCUGGGCAGGCUGGUUGCUGUGAUUCACCCAUGGUUCUACCAGGCGACCCGUGACCACUUCACAUACGAACGGCGUCCAGCCUCGACAGCCUACAUCCCCAUGGAUGAGGGAGAUUACUACUAUGCCGGGGCCCUGUUUGGAGGAUUCGUGGAGGAUGUGUACACACUAACAAAGGUAUGCCGGAACCAGCUUGAAGAGGACGCGAGGAAUUCCAUCGAGGCUGCCUGGCAGGAGGAGAGUCACCUCAACAGGUACCUGCUUUACAACAAGCCCAGCAAGCUGUUGUCUCCAGAGUACCAGUGGGAUGACAAGAAGACCAAAACCAAAGAGGUCAAAGUCAUUCGCUUCUCUUCUGUCGUUAAAAACUAUGCUGAAAUUCGUCCCAAUGUAUAGGACUAGGAAUUGGAUAUUCGACCGACAGAAGAAAAACUUAAUAGAUUAUAGUUAAGGUUAGGUUAAGUUAUAGCUUCACUGAGGUUUGGGUUAAGUUCAGGUAUAGCUUCACUGAGGUUUGGGUUAAGGUUAGGUUAAGUUCAGGUAUAGCUUCACUGAGGUUUGGGUUAAGUUCAGGUAUAGCUUCACUGAGGUUUGGGUUAAUGUUAGGUUAAGUUCAGGUAUAGCUUCACUGAGGUUUGGGUUAAGGUUAGGUUAAGUUCAGGUAUAGCUUCACUGAGGUUUGGGUUAAGGUUAGGUUAAGUUCAGGUAUAGCUUCACUGAGGUUUGGGUUAAUGUUAGGUUAAGUUCAGGUAUAGCUUCACUGAGGUUUGGGUUAAUGUUAGGUUAAGUUCAGGUAUAGCUUCACUGAGGUUUGGGUUAAGUUCAGGUAUAGCUUCACUGAGGUUUGGGUUAAUGUUAGGUUAAGUUCAGGUAUAGCUUCACUGAGGUUUGG